UAGUUUUGUUAAUUGGUGUCACUUUGGUUCGCUGUUGCGUGCUGGAGUGUCUGCGGGGGAACGCAGUGAAAGUGCCCUGGGAGGUUCUCCCACCCUGAUGGAUGAACGUGCAGAGUUCGAAGAUGGUGGCAGGAUGCCCCCUUCCAAUCUUCAUCUCGAGGGGCAGUGGUACAGCACUAUUGCAGUUAAAGAAGAGCCCCAAGAGACACCGCCUUCUCCACCGAGCGAAAACAUGCAUUUGGACGACUAUGGUUGUGCAUCGACCGCUCCGCCACAUCUGGAGGAACACGGGGACAGUGCUGUUUCAGUUAAAACAGAGCAAAUUGACUGGGCUGCUCCUGAAACCUCCGAGGCCUCAUGGUAUGCGCCCUCAGGCUCCGAGUCUUUACUGCAAGUGCACAUGGAGAGACGCUGUGAGAGCAGCCCCGCGGACAUCAAGCGAGAGGCAGAUGAUGCAGGUGCCACUUUGGCCCAGAGGGAUUUUGACUGUGAAGAUUGUCAUGACCCGUCUGCUUCACACGAGCCCACAAAUGAAGUCCAGACAUCACCCGUUGUCGUAAAGCAAGAGCCGGUUGACGUGUCAUGGGAGAGCUCCAAUACUACCGAGAAAAGUGGCUCAUCCUCUUCCCGAGAACUAUUGAACCAGGGAUGGCAUGGUCGACAGGAGGAGGAGAUUGUGUACGACUGCCGCUUUUGCCCUUACUCCAGUUUCUUCAAAAGCAACGUGGCCAGGCACGAAAUGACACACACGGGAGAGCGACUCUUCCACUGCCACCUCUGUCCAAAGGCAUUCAAAAGCAAUUAUGCUUUGGAUGCUCAUGCACAUGCUCACAGGACCAAGGGACUUUUCGUAUGCUCUGCUUGCCAAAAAGUGUUUCCACAGAAGGCAAGCUUGGUUGCUCACGAAAAGAUUCACAUGCCUAACGAAUGUAACACUUGUGGCAAAAGUUUCCUGUCACGACGCUCCCUCGGGUGUCACCAAGCGGUGCAUAGGAGCAAAGAGUGCUUUAAAUGUCCUGCAUGCCAUAAAACAUUUAAGUGGAAGAUUAAUCUGAAGAAGCACACCCGUUUCAAUCUUUGCACUUCUAUGAAUGAAAAACCUUUCACGUGCCCCGUCUGCCCAAAAGCAUUUAAAAAAAAAAAGCUGUUGACUGCUCAUAAAAUGGUUCACAUGGAUGAAAGGCCCUUCAAAUGCCCUACCUGCCCUAGAGCAUUUAAAAUGAAGUACCUCUUGACUUUUCAUGAAAAGAGUGCCCACGCAGAUGAAAAACCCUUUAAAUGCCCAACCUGCCCUAAAGCAUUUCGAAUGAAGUUCCAAUUGACUUCUCAUGAAAAGAUGACCCAUACAGACGAAAGGCCCUUGAAAUGUCACUCGAACGAAAGACCCUUUAAGUGCCCCACCUGCUCUAAAGCAUUUUUAAGAAAGUGGGAUUUAACUGCUCACGUAAGAACUCACAGAGAUGAAUGCAUCUUUAAAUGCCCAACCUGCCAUGAAACGUUUAGAAAAAAGUGGCGGUUAUAUGCUGAUCGAGUGGAUCACACUGAUUUAAAGCUCUUUAAAUGUCCCGCUUGCCCUAAAAUAUUCCUGACAAAGGGUCACUUAACUAAUCACGAAAGCACUCACACCAAUAAAUUUCCCUUUGAGAGUCUCGGCAGCCCCAAUACACUUCGAACAGAGAGUCACCUUUUAGAUCACGAAUACACACUCAUGAAUGGAAUUUCCUUUAAAUGUCCCACCUGCCAUAAAGAAUUUUAUACGAAGGGUCAGUUGACUUCUCAUGUCUCAAAUCACAAAAGUAAAAACUUUUUUAUAUGCCCCACCUGCCCUAAAGUACAAAAAGUUGCAUUUUCAUAGAUGUGGGCUCACAGUUAUGAAAGGCUCUUGAAAUGCCCCAUCUGCACUCAAAUAUUUUUAACACAGAGUAUCUUAACUGAUCAAGAAAGGACUCGCACAAGGGACACUGUUUUGUGAAGCAUUGUGUACGUAUUUAUAUUUAUGAAGUACAAGGGAUGUACUGCUACAUCAGUUAGUGACGCACGUUGGUCUGAGGCCACGCACUCACUACCUGUGGGGCGGUGCACAGAGCAGAGCUCUACAAUUCCAGCAACUAGAAGACAUAUUACAAGCUCUAGGGGUUCCCCAGCAUCGGUCAGCAAGGAAGAGAUGGCAUUCUUUUUUUCCAAAUCGUUUACACUUCUGCAUAACCGCCUGAUAGAUGCAAGUUAUUGAAUUGUGAUUGCCUUUGAAAGGCAUUUUGUGAAACCUGUACAAAACUGAAAGAUGGAAAGAAACAAUACACUCUUAUCAAGCGCG
Messenger RNA from Ixodes scapularis (black-legged tick), 2314 nucleotides. Its product is annotated as zinc finger protein 708. The transcript is spliced from 6 exons. NCBI's taxonomy places the organism in Eukaryota, Metazoa, Arthropoda, Arachnida, Ixodida, Ixodidae. Gene Ontology annotation, biological process: regulation of transcription by RNA polymerase II. The coding region runs from base 98 to 1855 and encodes 585 amino acids. Gene Ontology annotation, molecular function: RNA polymerase II cis-regulatory region sequence-specific DNA binding; DNA-binding transcription activator activity, RNA polymerase II-specific. The record is from RefSeq and is a predicted model, not a curated record. Gene Ontology annotation, cellular component: nucleus.